Paramecium primaurelia is the source of this 461-nucleotide messenger RNA. NCBI's taxonomy places the organism in Eukaryota, Ciliophora, Oligohymenophorea, Peniculida, Parameciidae. The record is from the annotation of a GenBank genome assembly.
AUGAAAUAGUAUAUAGAAGUUGGUUAUGCUCUUUCAAAUAGAGUUAAAUGUUAGAAUUGUCUUUAGAACAUAAUUAAAGAUGAUAUAAGGAUAGGUCAUGUAUUAACUAGACCUCCUGGAUUAGGUUUUGAUAAGAAAAUAUGGUAUCAUUUAAAUUGUCUUACAUCAAUAAAGGGAGAUCGAAAUCAAGAUUUAGAUAUAGUUAAUAUACAUGGAUUGAAAGAAGAGGAUUAAAAGAAGGUAAGAUAGAAAGUUGAAUAGAUAAAGAAGAGUAGUUACUAAAAAAGUAUAAAUUAUAUAUAAAUAUUUUUGUAGAGGAUUAAAAGGAAGUGAAAUAUUUGUCAAAACAAGAACAUUUUUAAAAUUAUGUUAAAAUUUAAAGGGAUUUACAUUUUAAUUAAAAACUACGUUAAUAGGCAAUGUUUUUUGAGAAAAUAGAUUAACCUGAGGAAUAAUGGUGA